AAAAAGUGCAAUGGAAAUCAAAUAAAUGGAAAAAGACAGGAAAUAAAAAAACAUCGGAGAGGGUUUCUUCCUUUGUGUUCUUCGUCAUCUCCACCAUUUUAUCUUCUUACAAGCUUCCCCAGAGAUAACUUUCCCCUGAUUUCCCAAACGCUCCGCUUUGUGCUUCAACCUCUGGAUUCUCAGUGUUUUCAAAGUACAGCAAUGAGUAAAGUUAACAGCAAGGAGUCUUCCAGUAGCCGUAUAUUAUUGAAGGAGGUGGAGACAUUAAGCGAAUCUCUCUAUGUGAACAAGAACCCUAGGAGGUCAGUCGUUGGUCCUAACAACAAGACUUCAACAAAGACUUUGGGUUGUUCAAACUUGGCUGAGCCUCGGAAGGAAAAUAAAACUAUCUGGAAUUGGCCUCUCAGAGCCCUCUCUCACGUCCGCAACCGCCGUUUCAAUUGCUGCUUCUCUGCCCAAGUCCAUUCCAUAGACAACUUACCACCGACAUUCCAGGAUCUUCAUCUCACUGUUCACUGGAAACGUCGUGAUGAAUCUCUGACCACUCGCCCUGCAAAAGUUUCGAACGGAAGAGCUGAGUUUAAGGACAAGAUGACGCAUACAUGUUCGGUUUAUGGAAGCCGAAGUGGACAGCAUCACUCAGCGAAGUAUGAAGCUAAGCAUUUCUUGUUGUACGCAGCUCUGGUUGGCUCUCCUGAUGUUGAUCUGGGGAAACAUCGGAUGGAUCUCACUAGUUUGCUUCCUCCAACGCUUGAGGAGUUGCAGGAUGAGAAGAGCUCGGGUAAGUGGUCAACAACGUUUCAGUUGACUGGAAAGGCUAGUGGUGCUACUCUGAGCGUUAGCUUUGGGUACACUGUUGUUGGGGAUACUCGUCGUGGCCCUGCUUCAUCGGGCAGUAUUCAAAAGGGGGCUUCAAACGCGAAGCAAACUACAGCGUUGACGAGAACUAUCAGUUCAAAGUCUAGUUUAGGGAAUGGCAAGUCGGUAUCUAAGCGUUAUGAUCACGGUGUUGUUAGCAAGGACUCUCGUCCUCUGUCCAAGAACGUGGUGGAAAUCAAAGAUCUUCACGAAGUUCUUCCCGUUGCGAAAUCUGUCCCGGUCAGUUCAGUAAACGCUCUGUAUAAAAAAUUUGAUGAGGAGGAGAAGGUGGAUGCAGCAGCUGAGUCUGAGUCCCAGUUCGAAUCUGAGGUUGUCACUAAAAACGUUGAACCUGAUGAGUUUAUUUCUGUUGAUAACGAAGGUUCAAAUGCACAUCAAGUUGAGGAGGAGCGUGUGGCUAACAUGAAUGAAAGUAAUGUUCCUCUAGAAGAUGUAAAGAAAGUUGACGAAGUUAUCACUACUAGAAGUGAGAAAGUUGGUGCUGAAGAUUUGCCUUCAGAAGAUCCUUGUAUGAACAUGGAUGAAACUGAUGUUCCUGUAGAGGAUAUAAAGAAAGCUAUUGAAGCUCCCACUGCUGGAAGUGAGGAAGUUGGUACUGAAAAUUUGCCUCCAGAAGACCCUUGGGUGAAUAAGGACGAAACUGAUGUUUCUUAUGAGGAAUCGAAGAUAGCUGGAGAAGUUCCUAUUACUAGAAGUGAAGAAGUUGUUGAAAUUAGUACAGAGCCUUUGCUUUCAGAAGAGGGGAGCAAUGUUCCUCCAAAGGAAGAGGAAAUUAUUGUUUAUAAGGAUGAUGAAGACAUAAUGAACGGUGGGAGAGACGUGAAAGAGAUGAUAAUGAAAGAUCUUGAAUCAGCUUUGGAAAGUGUAGAAAUAUUGGAAGCAACGGCGUCAGAAGACGAGGAAGAUCAAGAAAACCAUGGAGGCUCCUCCACACCGAAUAAGGAAGCAGCAUCAACGAGUUCGAUAGAUGUGGCAAACGAGUUCUUAGACAUGCUAGGUAUUGAACACAGCCCUUCUUCUGAGAGUGAACCUGAGUCCCCAAGGGAGCGCCUGCUAAGAGAGUUUGAAAUGGAUACUCUAGCUGCCACUUCUUUGUUUGAUUUUAGUAUUGAAUCCGAUGAUGAUCCUCAAAUGGAUUGUGAUGAAAAAGAGUAUGAGUCAGAUUUUGAAGAAGGUUUCGAUCUGGCAGCUCUCGUCCAUGAUAUAGAAGAAGAGUACCAGAUAGAAACUCAAGCAAGAGUCAGCAGCAACCCCAGGGCCAAGAUGUUGGAAGACUUGGAAACGGAAUCUCUGAUGCGUGAGUGGGGUAUGAAUGAAAACACAUUUCAGAACUCUCCGCCUCAUAAUGGUUGUAAUGCGUUUCCUCCAGCUGAUAUUCCAGUAAAUGAGCCAUUUGAUUUGCCUCCUCUAGGAGAGGGCUUGGGUUAUGUUGUGCAGACAAAGAAUGGAGGGUUUGUACGUUCAAUGAAUCCCUCACUGUUCAGAAACUCCAAAGCUGGAGGAAGCUUGAUCAUGCAAGUGUCGAGUCCAGUGGUUGUGCCUGCUGAGAUGGGCUCUGGUAUCAUGGAGAUUCUUCAGAGACUAGCCACUGCUGGAAUUGAGAAGCUCUCAGCGCAAGCAAAUAAAGUAAUGCCUUUGGAUGAUAUAACAGGGAAAACUAUGCAAGAGGUGUUGUGGGAAACUUCACCUGCAAUCAACAGUGGCCACAGAGGGGACCAUAUACCACAACAUAAUACUACAGCUAAGCCAAAAAAGUUUGGUUCAAGCUCUGCCAACAAUAAGUCAGAGUAUGUAUCACUUGAAGAUCUUGCUCCUCUGGCUAUGGACCAGAUUGAAGCACUUUCACUGGAAGGAUUGAGAAUACAAUCAGGAAUGUCGGACGAGGAUGCACCUUCAGACAUCACUGCAAAAUGUAUUGGAGAGAUGUCAGCCUUCCAGGGUCUAGAAGGAGCGGCUGGGUUACAACUUCUUAACAUAAAGGAUGGCGGUGACCGUGAUGGUGAUGAUGAUGGUGAAGGAUUAAUGGGUCUCUCCUUGACUCUUGAUGAAUGGAUGAAGUUGGAUUCAGGUGACAUUGGCGACGGAGAGGAAAUAAACGAGAAAACGUCAAGAAUAUUGGCUGCGCAUCAUGCAAACCCACUAAACUUUAUCCGCAAAGGAGAGAAACGAAAAGGGAAGAAAGCAAGGAGAUGUGGUUUGCUUGGGAAUAACUUCACAGUAGCACUGAUGGUGCAACUCAGAGAUCCCUUAAGAAACUAUGAACCUGUUGGAGCUCCUAUGCUUUCUCUUAUCCAAGUUGAGAGAUUGUUUGUCCCUCCAAAGCCCAUAAUCUACACUACGGUUUCAGAGCUGAGGAAAGAGGAAGAAGAAACCGCGGAGGCGGUCAAAGAGGAGAAAACAAUGCUGGAGGAGGAUCAAGGAAUCCCUCAGUACAAGAUCUCGGAGGUGCAUCUUACUGGUAUGAAGAGCGAGACGGAUGAGAAGCCAUGGGGAAUCACGACUCGGAAUCAGGAGGUGCAGUCUGGUUCGAGGUGGUUGAUGGCUAAUGGAAUGGGGAAAGGGAACACCAGCAAGGUUCCUCUUAUGAAACCAAAAACGCCUGGUGAUAAGUUGUGGAGUGUAUCUGUAUCUGGUUCUGGUUCUAAAUGGAAAGAGAUUGAGAAAUUUGGAAAGCUCAACACUCACGUACGAAAUCCGAAUGUGAUAAUGCCAUAAUGAAAGUGAAUAAGGAGAACAAGAACUGGUCUGCGUCUGGUUUUGUGUUUUUAUGCUAUGUAAAGGUAAGAAAUGUUGAAUCUGUGUUAUUUAUGUGUUUAGUUUAGGUUUUGCAGAUCAAACUAAUCGCUCGCUG
Molecule: messenger RNA, 3730 nt
Organism: Raphanus sativus (radish)
Lineage: Eukaryota; Viridiplantae; Streptophyta; Magnoliopsida; Brassicales; Brassicaceae
Product: protein PLASTID MOVEMENT IMPAIRED 1-RELATED 1
Exons: 3
Coding region: 202-3594 (1130 amino acids)
Source: RefSeq, a predicted model, not a curated record